CAUAUGUUUUUGCAAUACUGAUAGAUAUUUCUCAAUUGCCAUCCAUAAGAGUUGUAUCAACUUAUACUUUCACCAGCCAUGUAUUCCCCACAGUCUCACUGUUAUCAAACUUUUUUUUUUUAAACAAUCUGAACAGUGGAAAAUGGUAUCUGAGAGGAUUUUCUUUUAGAAAUGAAAACUAGGAAAAUUUUAGAAAGAAAUAUUAGAAAGAAAACAGAAAAUAGUAGAAAGAAAGCCUGACUAUGCAGGGGGAGAGAGAGAGGAGGGUAACUGCAGGAGGCAGACUUCCUUACUAGGCUGGAGGAGCGGAUCCGCUGCACUGGUGAUUCAUUUAACAGGUACAGAUGCAGGGGGUUUGUUGUACAUUUUGAAGGUGCAAGUGUCUUUUGAUUGCUUCUAUUUUUCAUAUGAAAUAAGAAUCGCGGGUCAUAAGGUAGGCGAGGAGAGGGGAGAGGGUGUUGAACAUUUGAGAGAAGAGAUGUGAAACUGCUUCGCUUAGAGAGUCGGGGAGUAGCCUGCCCAGGGCAAACUACGAUUCUGAGCAGCUCUGAGGGCCCUCAUGAGGAUGCAGCCUUAAAUUUAAAGUGAAUUUUGAAGGAAAAGGAGCACCAUACAUGAAGAAGACCCCUGCUUCAGGGAGAUGUGAGUAAAAACAAAAAAGCAAAGCAUUCAUCUAGUAUUCAUUUAACAAAUAUUUAGGGGGACUCUCCUACACAGAGGCACUGUUGCUGGGUCCUGGCUUGUCACAUAACAGCAGAUCACAAGCAUAUUCAAGUUGGCUGUUCACACAAAUCUGAUUAAGGUAAGAUUAUUCAUUAUGCAAACAAAAAAUAUAAAAAGUUACCAUAGGAUCUCUUUAUAUGAAUUGUUCUUAAGUUUGGGGAUGGGGGUUCUGACUCUUUUGGUAGCCUGAACAAACAGCUUCUCAGAAAAAUAUGCACAUAUACAAAUUUGCAGACAAUUGCAGGUGGUAUAGAACCACAAAUUAAGAAUCUCUCAAACUUUAGGGAAAUAAAACUUACCUAUUUUAAAGGGUGUAUUGUUUUAGUAUAUUUCGAAUGAUUCAAUUUACACAAAGCUUUCCAUGAGCUACUUCGUGUUAUGUACUGGACAUCUCAAUAAGGGCUCAGAAUUUGAAAAUUAUUUUAGGUUUCCAAAAAGUUGCAAAAAUAGUAUAGAGUACCCCUAUGUUCUUCACCCAGAAUCCCCUAAAGUUAACAUCUUACAUAACCGUAGUACAAUUAUCAAAAUCAAAACUAUUGAUACAAUAAUAUUAUUACUUGAUACACCUUGUUCAAAUUUCGUCAGUUGUCCCAUUCACGUCCUUUUUCUGUUCCAGGGUCCAAUCCAGGAUUUCACUUUGCGUUUAGUUGUCCUGGACUUGGCUUUUUUUCUUCUUCUUCUUUUUUUAAUCCAAAAGGGCUAUGUGUUCUUGGGCAGAUUAAUGUCCGAGUCUGUCUUCUGCCUUAAUAGACGUGAUGUGAAGAAUCAAUUAAAAAAAAUACAUGUGGAAUGUUUUCGGAAACUUCAAAGGUAACGAAAUUGUUCUUACUGCUCAAAGCUGGGCAUAUCUAGUGUGGCCUUUCGUUCAAAUUAAAACAAAAAUAAAAAUAGAAGCGUAUUAUUAUUGUCGAGAUGUUUUGUCCCCAAGUAGGACCCGUAGCUUCUCCCUUGGCCGCCAGGACACGCUUCCUCUAAUUGGGCAGCGUGUAUCUGCGCUGACGCAGGAAGGCCGCCUCAUUGGUCCGCGCAGUCGGGACUCAGGCGGCUUUUCUCUUAGUGCUCAAGGCGCCGACCCAUUUCUCUUUCUCCAGCCGAGUGCUCCCUUCCUUAUUAAGUGCCAGCCUGAAGGGAUCCAGACUGAGGCACCAUGACGACCCUGGAUGAUAAGUUGCUGGGGGAGAAGCUGCAGUACUACUACAGCAGCAGCGAGGAUGAGGAGAGUGACCACGAGGACAAGGACAGAAGCAGGGGUGCCCUGGCCGGCAGUUCCAUGCCUGCAGAUGCUGAGUUGGCAGGCGAAGGCAUCUCAGUUAACACAGGUCCAAAAGGCGUGAUCAAUGACUGGCGCCGCUUCAAACAGCUGGAGACUGAGCAGCGGGAGGAGCAGUGCCGGGAGAUGGAGAGGCUGAUCAAGAAGCUGUCCGUGAGCUGCAGGUCCCAUCUGGACGAAGAGGAGGAGCAGCGGAAGCAGAAGGGCCUCCAGGAGAAGAUCAGUGGGAAGAUGACUCUGAAGGACUUUGCCAUGAUGAAUGAGGACCAAGACGACGAGGAGUUCCUGCAGCAGUACCGGAAGCAGAGGAUGGAAGAGAUGCGGCAGCAGCUCCACCAGGGGCCCCAGUUCAAGCAGGUUUUUGAAAUCCCUAGUGGAGAAGGGUUUCUGGACAUGAUUGACAAGGAGCAGAAGAGCACCCUCAUCAUGGUCCAUAUUUACGAGGACGGCAUCCCAGGGACCGAAGCCAUGAACGGUUGCAUGAUCUGCCUGGCCGCAGAGUACCCAGCUGUCAAGUUCUGCCGGGUGAAGAGCUCGGUGAUCGGGGCCAGCAGUCGCUUCACGAGGAACGCCCUUCCCGCCCUGCUCAUCUACAAGGGGGGCGAGCUGAUAGGCAAUUUUGUCCGCGUCACUGACCAGCUGGGGGAAGAUUUCUUUGCAGUGGACCUUGAAGCUUUCCUCCAGGAGUUUGGAUUGCUCCCAGAAAAGGAAGUCUUGUUGCUAACCUCCGUGCGUAACUCGGCCACCUGCCACAGCGAGGAUAGCGAUUUGGAAAUAGAUUGAAUGGCUGGGCUGGUGGCAUAAAUUUCUCAUUGUUUGGGCUGGAAGACACACGUCCGUGUGUUUAUUUUCGUUCUUUUCUGUGUCUUCUGGCUUUUCUGCUGUUCUUUGUAGUCCCUUUUAUGAUAUGUCAAGUCAAGAAAUUCUUCUAUCAAAUCAGAAUGCUGAAUCACCUUGUGGCUAUCCAUAAAGUGACCUAACAUUGUAUAAACAGGAAGCCAGGCUUUUGAACUGUUUACUUAAGAUUCUCUAGCAUGACAUCUCUGUUAUUGUUUCCAGUCAGUAUUUACAUAGCAUCCUGAAGACAGUGUCCUGGAAAUUGUCUUCAGAUGAUCUCAGAGGUCUCUGCCAGGUCCGGGAAUAUAAUUCUAUAGUUAGUGUGUUAUUUGCAACAUAAGUAAUACAUUUCCUUCAUCAAAUCAUUGUAAAUUAUAUUUACUUAUAAUCAGACUCAUAGUCUUAGAAGGCAGUUAAAUUUUUACCCCCUAGACCGUAUUCUCUCCCAGGGUCUUGUUUAAAGGUUCCAGACCAUGUAUGUUUGCCCCAUCAAGAGGGGGGUGACCUUUGUCGCCAGAGUCGAUACCCUGCUCAAGCAUUAUUAAGUCUACAAUAGAGGAAGGAUCGAGAUGGACUGUCCUCUUGAUGCUGAAAGACCAGCUUGGCUUGAAAAUUAGAGCUGAGAUAGAGCUGGGAAGCCUUUUUAAAGGAAGAUCUUCCAAUUAAGAUACCCCUGCUCAUCUUUUUCUCUGUUUCUUUUUUAUUUAACAAGGUAAUUUUUUGGUUUCAUGUAGCUUUUGUUAAAACUUUUUUGCAUAUUGGAAAAGUUAAUAUUCAAUAGAAUACAGAAAAUACAGAAGCAAAAA
This is a messenger RNA of Balaenoptera musculus (blue whale), 3636 nucleotides long. It is a transcript of the gene PDCL, whose product is annotated as phosducin like. The transcript is spliced from 4 exons. Lineage: Eukaryota; Metazoa; Chordata; Mammalia; Artiodactyla; Balaenopteridae. The coding region runs from base 1871 to 2776 and encodes 301 amino acids. Gene Ontology annotation, biological process: regulation of G protein-coupled receptor signaling pathway. The record is from RefSeq and is a predicted model, not a curated record.